CUCCUGCAUGACGUACAGAGCCCGACCAGCCCGCACCGCUCGGCUCAGCUCAGCUCAGCUCGGAACCGUCCAGAGCAACAUGCAGGAUGGCGAGUGUGGAGACAGCCGCCGAACACGAGCGUAUCCUGCGGGAGAUCGAGAGCACAGACACCAACUGUAUCGGUCCGACCCUCCGGUCGGUGUACGACGGUCAGGAACAUGGCCUCUUCAUGGAGAAGCUGGACGCGCGGAUCAGAAACCACGACCGAGAGAUCGAGAAGAUGUGUAACCAUCACUUCCAGGGGUUCGUCGACUCCAUCACGGAGCUGCUCAAAGUGCGAGGGGAGGCGCAGAAACUCAAGAGUCAGGUGAUCGACACCAACAGGCGCCUCCAGGAAGAUGGCAAAGAGCUCACCGGCUCUAUGGAGGAGCUGAAACAGUGUCGAGUGCAGCAGAGGAACAUCGCUACCACCAUAGACAAACUGGCGCACUGCCUGCCAGUCCUGGAGAUGUACAGCAGACUUCAGGAGCAGAUGAGGGCUAAAAGGUACUAUCCGGCGUUGCGGACGUUGGAGCAGCUGGAGCAGACAUGUCUUCCAAGGGCGGGUCAGUACCGGUUCUGCUCCAUUAUGACAGAAAACAUCCCCAAACUGAGGAUCCAGAUCCGGGACACGGCCAUGACCCAGCUGAGAGACUUCCUGGAGAGCAUCCGGAAACACUCAGACAAGAUAGGAGAGACCGCCAUCAAACAGGCCCAGCUGCAGCGCUCAUUGGACAGCUCCGUCUCCACGCAGCCCAGGGCUCUGAUUGGCCGACGAAGCAGGAAGGAGGCGCCGGCGGUGGGGGCGGGUACGGACAGCGGCGGACAGGGCGGCAGUCCGGUGUCGGAACAGGACUCCGGCAUCCUGGAUGUGGAGGAUGAAGAGGAGGAUGAUGAAGUCCCGGGAGCUCACGACUUGGUGGAUUUCUCUCCGGUUUACCGCUGUCUGCAUAUCUACACUGUGCUGGGUUUGCGUGAUGUGUUUGAGAACUACUACAGAAAGCAGAGGAGGAAACAGGCUCGCCUUGUGCUGCAGCCCCACUCUAACAUGCAUGAGACUCUGGAGGGAUACAGGCAGUACUUCAAUCAGAUUGUCGGCUUCUUUGUGGUGGAGGAUCACGUCCUGCACACCACGCAGGGUUUGGUCAACAGAGCGUACGUGGAGGAGCUUUGGGAGUUGGCGCUGUCCAAAAUCGUCGCCGCCCUGAGGACGCAUUCUUCGUACUGUGACAACCCUGACCUGGUGCUGGACCUGAAGAACCUCAUUGUCCUCUUUGCUGAUACGCUGCAGGGUUAUGGUUUCCCAGUGUCACAGCUGUUUGACAUGCUGCUGGAGAUGAGGGAGCAGUACGGAGAAAUCCUGCUCAAGAGAUGGAACGUCACCUUCAGGCAGGUGUUGGACCAGGAUAACUACAGUCCCAUCCCAGUCUCAACAGAGCAGGAGUACAGACACUACACUUCCCAGUUUCCCCUGCAAGACCCUGAACUGGAAAAGCUUCCCUUCCCCAAGAAGCUUCCCUUCUCUGAGUUUGUGCCAAAAGUCUACUGCCAGCUUAAAGAGUUCAUCUAUGCUUGUCUGAAAUACUCUGAAGACCUGCACCUCAGUUCCACGGAGGUAGAUGAUAUGAUCCGCAAGUCGACAAAUCUGCUGUUGACCAGAACCCUCAGCCACUGUCUGCAGUACGCCAUUAAGAAGAAGAAUGUCGGGCUGGCAGAGUUGGUGCAGGUGAUCAUAAACACCACCCACCUGGAGCAGAGCUGCCACUUCCUGGAGGAGUUUAUAUCAAACAUCACAAAUGUCCCGCCCGACACAGUAAACGCCACCAAGCUGUACGGGACCUCCACCUUUAAGGACGCCCGUCACGCGGCCGAGGCGGAGAUCUACACCAGCCUGAACGCCAAGAUCGACCAGUUCCUGCAGCUGGCUGACUACGAUUGGAUGGCCGCAGUGCAGGGAGGCGGGACUCUGGACGCCAGCGACUACCUGAUUGACCUGAUCGCUUUUCUGAAGAGCACCUUCAGCGUGUUCACCAACCUGCCUGGUAAGGUGGCCCAGACUGCCUGCAUGUCGGCCUGUAAACACAUCUCCACCUCCCUGAUGCAGCUCCUGCUCGACCCGGAGGUCAGGCAGAUCUCCAUGGGAGCUCUGCACCAGCUCUACACCGACGUCAAGGAGUGCGAGAGUUUUGCCAGAGCCGGCCCGGUCGCAGGCUUCCAGGGUGACACGUUGCUUCUGGCCUUCAGUGACUUGAGACAAUUGCUGGACCUGUUCACGCAGUGGGAUUGGUCGACCUACCUGGCUGACUACGGCAAACCCGCCUGCAAAUACCUGAGGGUCAACCCACACACUGCGCUGGCCCUGCUGGAGAAGAUGAAGGAGACGAGCAGGAAGAACAACGUCUUCGCCCAGUUCAGGAAGACGGACAGGGACAGGCAGAAGCUCAUCGACACCGUCAUCAAACAGCUACGCAACCUCAUCGCACAGCACCACACCUAGAGCGAGCCGCCUGAUUGGCCAGCAGGCCCGAGGCCACCAUCCGGCCUGAUGGAAAGCAGACUUCGCUGAUCUGUUCAACCCUCCUCCUAUUGGCCGAUCUAUGCACCUUAACUCCACUGGACUCCACCAGCAAGCAAAACCAGUUCCUAUUGGUCAUCUUUAACAGGCAAUCUAAACCUGCAACAAGCUCAAACUGUUCAAUCUCAUUGGUUAACUGAAGCCACUGAUCCCAGAAUAACUAUAAAUGUUUUGACAGCUGUGGUUUUACUUCGUUUAAUCUGUCUGACUGAAACACGACUGCUUAUCAGGCCUCAGCUAAAGGAUCCUAUUGGUUACUUCCUAACUGAAGACCAGGAUUUAAGAAACUUGACUCUUGUUGCUUAUUUGAAACAUCAAAUAAAAAUGAGCUGAACUGAAAAACAAACAGAGGAUUCAUGGAUCUAAAAUGAGUGGUCUGAUUGGCCGAAGACGAGGAAGAAAAGAAGCUCUCUGUUAUCUAAUUGGUUCCUCCAAAAUCAUCUCCAUCCAAGGCUCUUAUUAUAGUCUAUAUUCUUCUUUAGCAACAAAUCUCAUGAAAAUACCAAACUAUGAACACACACUUUGUAGUUUAUUUUUGAAUCAGUCCCACAUACGUCGUCCCACUGCUGUCAAUAGACUAGAGUACCAAAUGUGGAUUAAUCCGCCCCUGAAAAUAGUCCCCAACAAGUGCACUGUGUCCUCCUGUUUGUAAAGAUUUACCUCUGUGGGAACCAAUGAGCUUGUAGCCGAGAGCCACAGGAGGAAAAACGUAUGGACACGUUGUUAGUUUUGGUGUUUCAGUGGGAUUUGUUCGCUAAAACCUCAUCCUGGAUCCUGCUCUUAAAGAUAACUUUGAUGUGGGAGAUUUCUGACCUGUGGAGACCAUUAAAAAAAAGCUCAAAUUACCACUAAAAGUAGCAUAAAAGGCAGUAAAAAGACCAUGCAAGUAAACAGAACCAGUGAGGAAAAGUAGCUGAAACCACAAAUAAGUCUAAAACCACACCUGCUCUUCUUCAAGCUGGAGGAACCUUCCCGCCUCCAGCUGUGAUGAAGCUCUCUGGCCCGACUUGUUGCUUCAGAUACUGGAUGCUGUCAGGCCUUGACUUACUUCUGCAGGGAGGGAACGUGCUCGUUUUGGCUGUAGACACCUUCGGGAGCUGUGUGCGAGGAUCCAUGUGGGGUUUUCCGUCUCCUCCUUCGCUGCCGACCUUUAAUGUCUUCCACUUCGCUCUCGCUCACUGUGGCACAGUGACGGAACACGCUGAAUGUGCAGAGAGGCUCGUCUUCCGUGGCAGAACAUCAUUGUAGGCUGUGGCGUUUUAGAAGCACUGAACUCGAGAUCAGGUCUGGAAAAAAAAAACAGAUAACAGAAUGUUACUGCAUUAUCCCUCAUUGUUUAAUAAAGGGGAAUAUUCACACAACAUGGCAACCUUUUC
Molecule: messenger RNA, 3970 nt
Organism: Chelmon rostratus (copperband butterflyfish)
Lineage: Eukaryota; Metazoa; Chordata; Actinopteri; Chaetodontiformes; Chaetodontidae
Gene: exoc6b
Product: exocyst complex component 6B
Exons: 22
Coding region: 87-2516 (809 amino acids)
Biological process (GO): Golgi to plasma membrane transport; exocytosis; intracellular protein transport
Cellular component (GO): exocyst; membrane
Source: RefSeq, a predicted model, not a curated record